Aedes albopictus (Asian tiger mosquito) is the source of this 4455-nucleotide messenger RNA. RefSeq names its product chitin deacetylase 1 (gene serp). Gene Ontology annotation, biological process: carbohydrate metabolic process. The record is from RefSeq and is a predicted model, not a curated record. Gene Ontology annotation, molecular function: hydrolase activity, acting on carbon-nitrogen (but not peptide) bonds; protein binding; chitin binding. Gene Ontology annotation, cellular component: extracellular region. NCBI's taxonomy places the organism in Eukaryota, Metazoa, Arthropoda, Insecta, Diptera, Culicidae. The transcript has 6 exons. The coding region runs from base 1752 to 3359 and encodes 535 amino acids.
UAGUACCAAUCAGUUGGAAGAUUGAAAGUUUAAUUCCAAAUUUAAAUCAAGUGAAUUCUUAGUACUUUUUACUAAACUCGAAUUUUUUAAGAUAAAUUUGUCGAGAGUUGGUAGAAAAAUACCAUUUGUGCUUUGAUAUUGUAGUGUGUCCUAAAUUCAGGACCAUCAAGCCCGUCAACGUGGGCGGUUAGUGCGGAGUGACUACGGACCGGCGUCUGCGUGAGCUACGUGCGUCGUAGUUUGAAUCGCCAACCGACGCUACGCCUAGAGGACGUCGAUUGAUCCGUUCGUCCUUAGAACGAAAGCUCACCUCUCGUCACCUUGCUGUUGCGACAGCCGCAUGCAACAUAAAUCGGCGCGUGUGACACGACUCGUACGCCAAUAAGUCGCGUGGUGUCGACCGUGUUCUCUCAAAACGGAAACACUCCACAGAACUAGGGGAUAUCUGUACCCCGAAAAGGACACCUGCGCGCGAGUCUGGUGAGUGGUGCACUUGGUUGGACCCGUGGCAAGACGACUUUGACGCACUGGUGGGUGAAUUUGGCUUUGCAGUAACCGUUGGAGGACAGUGUCGCGUCGAGAGUUUGGCCGUGUCUUCUGCAAACCUGAGGACAUCCAACACGGGAUUCUCCGAAGAAAAGAUAUUGUUCAACCAGCAACGUGUGAUCUCAAACGCAUCUUUGAGCUCCAACACUCGACAUAGCCGGGUAUCGCCAUCACCUUCAUUCACGUUAUCCAGCUGUGAGGAGACUUUGCAACACUCGCGAGCUCACUCUCCGAGCUCCACGCCGGGUGCUCAUCGCGAGUGUCACUUCCCCUUCUGGUCCCCAACGAAGUACUGCGCGCCAUAUAAAAGCGUGAUUCUUACCGGACGCUCUCUUGCGUACGCUUAACAAGUUCGGCGUCGUCGAAUCGGACGCCACCAGCAGCACAAUACCACAAACCGCGGACGUGUUUUAUUUCUCGAUUUACAUAUCGUAUAGUACCCUCACCCUCAUCAGGGAAAAAUCUCUCUCUCGUCUCGUGGGGUGCUCACUUGGGGUUUUCUCACUGCGCGAAUCGGUACUACUCACGCCGGCCCACUUGCUCCCCCGAAGAUUCGCGGCGCGACUCUGCUGCAGCUGCUGCUGAUCCAAAAAGGCAGCCCUAGUGGCCAACCAGUGCCAGUGUGCUUUCAGUGUGAUUCAGUGCCUCAACGUCUUCGCCAGCAUCACGCUCUCGCCCCAAGGCGAAGCAACAGCACCAGAACGAACCACUACGCUUGGUGGUGAACGGCUUGGACGACGACGACGACGCAGAAGAAGACGACGUCGCUCACAGGUUUCGGUUCGAGCAGACUGAAGAAAAUCCAGAAAAGCAGAAAAGAAGAAGAUUAGUAAGAAACCGAAAAGGAUAUUUUCCCCGCUAGCAACUGCGACCAACAGCCCAGUGUGUGAACACUAACCGUGUGGUGUGUACGAACGGUUCCCAGACCCCUUUUUGGUGAAUGUGUAGUUCAAGUGUUCGUUGAUCGGGAGCGAAGAAUUCGGAAGAUUUCGGUACAAAACCGGGUCCGCGCGGCCGGGAAGAUCGACGAGAAGGUUGUUUCGUGGAUUUUUCUCGUAGUGUUAAGGUUUUUUUUCGUUCCGGAUUCGGUCCGGAUAGUUUCGAGUUUUUUUUUUCACGAACUGCGCAGUGAACAGACCGUAGAGGGCGGUUAAGAGGGCGCACACAGACACAUACAAACACGCACGCAGCGGAACGGGGAAAAUAUGGUGAAGUUCUUUGCCUUAAUUGGCGUCCUGGCACUUGUGGCUUCGGCCACGGCCACCGGGCGAACGAAGCGACAGUCGGACGAACCCAAGAAGGAAGAGUCAUUCGAAAAAGAGCUUUGCAAGGACAAAGACGCCGGUGAAUGGUUCCGAUUGGUAGCCGGCGAGGGCGACAACUGCCGUGACGUCAUCCAGUGCACAUCGUCGGGCCUGCAAGCCAUCCGAUGCCCGGCCGGUCUGUACUUUGACAUCGAGAAGCAGACGUGCGACUGGAAGGACGCCGUCAAGAACUGCAAGAACAAGAACCGCGAGCGAAAGGUCAAGCCCCUGCUCAUUACCGACGAGCCGCUCUGCCAGGACGGGUUCCUGGCCUGCGGCGACGGUAACUGUAUCGAGCGGGGUCUGUUCUGUAACGGUGAGAAGGACUGUACCGAUGGUUCGGACGAGAACUCGUGCGAUAUCGAGAGCGAUCCCAACCGCGCGCCACCCUGCGAUCCCACCGUGUGCGUGCUGCCCGAUUGCUUCUGCUCCGAGGACGGUACCACCAUUCCCGGGGACCUGCCCGCGAAGGACGUCCCGAUGAUGAUCACCAUCACGUUCGACGAUGCCAUCAACAACAACAACAUCGACCUGUACAAGGAGAUCUUCAACGGCAAGCGCAAGAACCCGAACGGGUGUGACAUCAAGGCGACUUAUUUCAUCUCGCACAAGUACACCAACUACUCGGCCGUUGCCGAGACGCACCGCAAGGGACACGAAAUCGCCGUGCACUCCAUCACCCACAACGAUGACGAACGCUUCUGGUCCAACGCUACCGUCGAUGACUGGGCCAAGGAAAUGGCCGGUAUGCGUAUCAUCAUCGAAAAGUUCGCCAACCUGACGGACAACUCGGUGGUCGGAGUCCGUGCCCCAUAUCUGCGAGUCGGUGGAAACAACCAGUUCACCAUGAUGGAAGAGCAGGCUUUCCUGUACGAUUCGACCAUCACCGCUCCGCUGUCCAACCCUCCACUUUGGCCGUACACCAUGUACUUCCGUAUGCCUCACCGCUGCCACGGUAACCUGCAGAGCUGCCCAACCCGUUCGCACGCCGUCUGGGAAAUGGUCAUGAACGAACUGGAUCGCCGAGAGGACCCGAACAACGACGAAUACCUCCCUGGAUGCGCUAUGGUUGACUCUUGCUCCAACAUCCUGACCGGAGACCAGUUCUACAACUUCCUGAACCAUAACUUCGAUCGUCACUACGAACAGAACCGUGCCCCACUGGGACUGUACUUCCACGCUGCCUGGCUCAAGAACAACCCCGAGUUCCUCGACGCCUUCGUGUACUGGAUCGAUGAGGUGCUGUCCAACCACAACGAUGUGUACUUCGUCACCAUGACCCAGGUCAUCCAGUGGAUCCAGAACCCACGUACGGUAUCCGAAGUCAAGAACUUCGAACCAUGGAGGGAGAAGUGCGCCGUCGAGGGCAAGCCAGCCUGUUGGGUGCCUAGCUCGUGCAAACUGACCUCCAAGGAAGUUCCCGGAGAAACCAUCAAUCUGCAGACUUGCGUGCGUUGCCCCAACAACUACCCAUGGGUCAACGAUCCCACCGGUGAUGGUUUCUUCUAAGCCCAGUCCGAAGUAUUUGCGAGGGGCUCAAACUCUACCUUAGGAAACUUCUAGCUAACUCCUUUUUUUCUGACCGUUAUCUGCUUUGAACUAUUUUAACUAUGAUUUUUACAACAUACCUAGACUAUCGUUAAGCCCCUCGUUUGCCUCACCCUCUAAUCAGCUCCUUUGUUGAAUGGAACAGAAAAAAAAGACUUGAUAAGGUAGAACCCCCAUCAAAAUCAAAUCAUCUAACAAGCCGGGGUUUCUGUGAAAUGUUCGAACAUAGUGAAAUGUGAAAUCAAUGAAUCGCGCGAUAAACCAACAUCAUCAUUGAAAGACAUGGAAAGGCCUAGGACGAUUCCCUCACGAGAAGAACCCCUCUCAAAACAAUCUCUCUCAAUAAAACAACAUCCAUCAACAACACCGAACCAACAACAUCUUCUCGUGACCUGGGGAACGCCCAAUCAAGAUUCGAAUGGAGAUACUUGAGAGAACAAAAACAUGCUGUGGAUAUAUUUUUUGUGUCGUUUUUAAUUUAAUUUAAUUAUGAAAGCAAAUGAAAACAAAAAACAAUCGCAAUCCUUAUUGUAAUUGAAGUAAAAUGAAAUGUUUAUAUUUUUUAAACGUAUUAUUAUGUUUUGAAACGACAUUUUAACUUUAAUUGCUGCCUUACUCUUCUCCAAGCUAUACAUUUUUUAUAUUUGUGUAAAAUGUAAAUACUGUUCAACUGCCUAAUUUUAAGUGAUCUUACUUGAUAGAACAAAAGCAAAUGGCGAAAGACAACGAACAAAACUCACUUUUUAUUAGCACUUUGACUGUAAAACGUUAGGGUAGUGAUUUGAAUUGUUCUUCCAAAAUCUACUACAAGUUAUUUUUCGGAUGAUUCCUUCCAAGUUAGGCUCUUCAUCGAGUAAGACCAACGUUCGAAAAGAAACCCUUAAAGAAGGGCGAAAAAUUGCAAAAAAAAACAUGAAAAGAUCUGAAAACACAAGAAAAAAAGUUUUGGAAAAAGAAAAUUCACCGAAAAUGUAAACGUUUUGACUCCCCCCAGUAAAGAAGGGGGUUUUACUCAUCGUAAUAAGUAAUAAAUUAAAAAUUUAAUAAAAACUGAAAA